Messenger RNA from Paramacrobiotus metropolitanus, 1206 nucleotides. RefSeq names its product biotin--protein ligase-like. NCBI's taxonomy places the organism in Eukaryota, Metazoa, Tardigrada, Eutardigrada, Parachela, Macrobiotidae. The transcript is spliced from 7 exons. Gene Ontology annotation, biological process: protein modification process. Gene Ontology annotation, molecular function: biotin--[biotin carboxyl-carrier protein] ligase activity. Gene Ontology annotation, cellular component: cytoplasm. The record is from RefSeq and is a predicted model, not a curated record. The coding region runs from base 1 to 1038 and encodes 345 amino acids.
AUGUUUACAUUUGAAGGGUAUUUUCAGAGCCUAGCAGACAGUCUACAGAUUUGCCUACUCAAAGCCGGUGGCGUGAGAGAUCAAAGUAAUCAGCUGAUUUUUCCUAUCCACACCAAAGGUGCUCGGGAUGAAAGCUUUGCAAAAAUCUGCGACGAAGAUGAUCCACAGGUGGAACUGGAUAGCGGAUGGAAUUUUCAAUCAGCUGAUUAUUUCCGACAUACCACAGCUGAGCUGCUGGGGAACUGCGUGCUGUUUGCUGAUCGGAUUCCAAGUACAGUUCAUAUCAUUGACAGAUUAGCGUCGGUUCUGCUAAAAGAUAUCAAUGUCGUCUGCGUUGCGGCUCAACAGUCAUCCGGAAAAGGGCGCAGUGGCAAUGUUUGGGAGAGCCCUUUGGGCUGUGCUAUGUUUUCCUUCCCCCUGGUUAUUCCUUUGGCUACACGUCUUGGCCAGGCGCUGACUUUUGUGCAGCAUCUUGUGGCGACAGCGUGUGUGUUGGCCGUUCGCAACACUCCAGGAUAUCAGGAUGUCGAUUUGCGUAUCAAGUGGCCAAAUGAUAUUCUCACGAGUGAUAAAGUCAAAGUUGGUGGGAUUCUGGUUACGUCGUCCAUAAUGAAUCAAACGGCUUAUUGCAAUGUGGGUGUCGGGUUUAACAUUAGCAACACCAAACCGACAAUUUGCCUGAACGAGCUGAUCGGGAAAGUUUCCAGUACUUCGAAUGCAUUCAGUAUUGAGAGAUUUAUUGGCAGAACCUUAUCUGAACUGGAGAAGCUUCUGAGGGAAUUCGCCGUAUCUGGCGAGACGACAUUUCUUCCGCUUUAUUUGAAGUACUGGCUGCACAUGAACCAGCAGGUGAAUAUACGGCAGGUAAAUGAAAAUCCGGAAGUCAAAUCACAAGAUUUCGCGGGAAAAAUCAUAGGAUUGGAUAAGUUUGGUUUUCUCUUGGUGCGACUUGAAUCUGGUGAAUUAUGGAGCGUACAAUCUGAUGGAAACCGUUUUGAUAUGAUGGCGAAUCUCUUACUGUUACAGCGAAUUUCUUGAUAGAUUUAUUUGACUUGUCUUUCGGAUAUUUUAUCCUUAGCACAAAAUUUGUAACACCACAAGAUUCCGUGAGAAAUAUCCCAGUUCUGUACAGAAGUCUGAUAACACUUUAUCUGUACUUCAUUACUGAUCCACCCACUGCGUGAUAAAAUAAUAAAAAACAAACAG